AUGUAUCGGUUUAGCAAGAAAAGCGACAACAGCAUGGACAGCUCGACAGUGCUGCAGGACAGCAAGGGUGGGUUCGCCAAGGGAUCGAUUGCGGAUUUCUACGAUAAGUUGGAGAAGGACGAGAGUGGCCGCGCGUUUGGCAUCGAGGAAGCGACCCACGGAGGGCUGACGCGAAUUGAGAACGGAAUGACCGGUAAGGCAGAUCACCGUGGAUCGCCUAUUUCGUGUUACUCACCACAGAACAGGCUGUUGGCGUGGCCUCCGCAGCACGUGAGUGAAAGUACGAGUUCGUCCGCACGUAAGGCACAAAACCUCGGGUUGAUUUGCGUCGUUUGUGGUGAUACGAGUUCGGGCAAACACUAUGGUAUCCUCGCGUGCAACGGAUGUUCCGGGUUCUUUAAGCGAAGUGUCAGGAGAAAGCUGAUUUACCGAUGCCAAGCCGGAACGGGUAGCUGCACGGUGGACAAAGCGCACCGCAACCAGUGCCAGGCGUGUCGACUGAAAAAAUGCCUUACGAUGGGGAUGAACAAGGACGCUGUGCAAAACGAGCGUCAACCACGUAAUACGGCAACAAUCCGACCGGAAGCGCUACGGGAUAUGGAGCAGGGCAGGGCCCUUCGGGAGGCGGCCGUCGCCGUUGGCGUGUUUGGGCCACCGGUUUCCCUGGCGCUACUAUCACCAUCCCGGUACGGUCCCAGCAUCCUGCCGACGCCUGCCCUUCCGACCAGCCAGUUCCUGCACCACCACAGCCAGGUGUCCUCGCUGGUGAACAGCCUGCCACACCAUCACCCGCACCACCCACACCAUGCAGCGAUGCACGGCCUCGCAAACGGGCUGUCGAUGAAUCUAAAUGGCGUCGGGCUGCAAGGACACAACGGGACACCCGGGACUGUGGGUCAAUCGGCCGGAAAUGGCACCGAACGGGACCGGGAAGGGUCCGGAUCGCUGGCACUGAGCGCCACCGGUGCUGGCGAUAGCAACAACAACAAAAACGCUACGUCCGGUUCGACGGAAAACCUGAACACAACGUCCUCGUCGAACCACUCGAUGGCCGGUGAUCGGUCACCGAGUGGGGCAGGAUCGCCUGCCCACGGUGCGGGAUUGAUGAACGGGUUGGGACCCGGGUGCACGACGGGUGGGGGCUCGAGCGUGGGUGCUGAAAAGCACCCUCAGCAUAGUUCGUCCUCGUGCGGGUCGGCCAGCCCCAUCCUGGAGCAGGACACCAUGAACGACAACGACGAUGAUUCCAUCGACGUGACCAACGACGAGGACACGGAUCUCGCGCAGAACAACAACACCAUCCCUAGUCUGAUGAACCACCCGUUUUACGGGCAGGGUCCGAUGUUCAACUUCCAAGAGACCAUCUACGAAACGAGCGCCCGGCUGCUGUUUAUGGCCGUGAAAUGGGCGAAGAACCUGCCCAGCUUCGCUAGCCUUACGUUCCGGGAUCAGGUGAUCCUUUUGGAAGAAUCCUGGGCCGAGUUGUUCCUGCUGAACGCCAUCCAGUGGUGUAUGCCGAUUGACACGACCGCCUGCACGCUGUUCUCGCUGAACGAGCAUUGCAACAGUGCAAAUAACUCGGGUUUCUUCAAACCAGGACAGCUAGCGCAGGAGUUACGCAUCCUAAAUGACACAUUGUGCCGCUUCAAAUCGGUCAUGGUGGAUCCGGCCGAGUUCGCCUGUAUGAAAGCGAUCGUGCUUUUCCGAUCGGAGGCACGUGGGCUCAAGGAUCCGGUCCAGAUCGAGAACUUGCAGGACCAAGCGCAGGUGAUGUUGGCGCAACAUUCGCGGACACAGUUCCCGGGCCAGAUUGCUCGGUUCGGCCGGUUGCUGCUGAUGCUGCCGCUGCUGCGGGCCGUCAAUUCGCACAAGAUCGAAUCGAUCUACUUCCAGAAGACGAUCGGCAACACGCCGAUGGAGAAGGUGCUUUGUGAUAUGUACAAAAACUAG
This is a messenger RNA of Anopheles nili, 1950 nucleotides long. RefSeq names its product photoreceptor-specific nuclear receptor-like. Gene Ontology annotation, biological process: cell differentiation; positive regulation of transcription by RNA polymerase II; anatomical structure development. The record is from RefSeq and is a predicted model, not a curated record. Gene Ontology annotation, molecular function: zinc ion binding; nuclear receptor activity; RNA polymerase II cis-regulatory region sequence-specific DNA binding. The coding region runs from base 1 to 1950 and encodes 649 amino acids. The transcript is spliced from 11 exons. Lineage: Eukaryota; Metazoa; Arthropoda; Insecta; Diptera; Culicidae.